Messenger RNA from Vitis riparia (riverbank grape), 4858 nucleotides. Its product is annotated as DNA polymerase alpha catalytic subunit. Gene Ontology annotation, molecular function: single-stranded DNA binding; DNA-directed DNA polymerase activity; pyrimidine nucleotide binding. Gene Ontology annotation, biological process: DNA replication; mitotic DNA replication initiation; leading strand elongation. Lineage: Eukaryota; Viridiplantae; Streptophyta; Magnoliopsida; Vitales; Vitaceae. The record is from RefSeq and is a predicted model, not a curated record. The transcript has 31 exons. Gene Ontology annotation, cellular component: alpha DNA polymerase:primase complex. Bases 37 to 4704 code for a protein of 1555 amino acids.
CUAGAGGGAAAAAGAGAGGCAUAGAGAGGGAGAGAGAUGGCCGACGAGGAGCCCAUAGUCGCCGGCCGGCGGAGGAGCAGAGGAGCUGAGGCAACGGCCCGCUCGGACGCCCUUCAGCGUCUAAAAGCCCUCCGCCGAGGCGGCCGGCGCUCCGAUGGCGUUGGAUUCCAGAUCAAGGUGGAAGAUCCAAUCUACGACACUGUCGACGAGGAUGAGUACGACAAACUCGUUGCCAAGCGCCGCGAAGAAUUCAGAGGGUUCAUAGUCGACGAUAAUGGCUCAGGGUACGGAGACGAAGGUCAAGAAGAGGACUGGUCCCUAGCGGGUGUCCCUCCAUCUUCCGAUGAAUCGGACGGCGAAGCGGAGAGGCCUAAGAAGAAGAAAACCGAAAAGAAGGACCCGCCUCCCAAAAAGCCCUCUCCGCUUUCUGCUGCGGCGGCUAUGAUGGGGAAGCAACGGCUUUCUUCCAUGUUCACUUCUUCAGUUUUCAAGAAAAGUAGGGAUGAUAAAGUUAAGGGACUGUCGUGUGAUAGUAUAGUGGAUGAUGUGAUUGCUGAAUUUGCUCCUGAUGAGGCUGAUAGAGAGAGGCGUCGGAGGGGACAAUCGGGGUUGGUGUCUGGUGGGAGGAAUUUUGUUCCGGGUACCACCAUUAAGAUGGAGAUAUCACCGAUUUCGAUUAGGCCUGAGCCUACCAAGGUCACUAUAGCAGAUGGUGAUUCCGUGUCAAGUUCAAUGCAAAACGGCAAUAUGGUUGAGGGAAAGGGUGUAGUUAAAGAAUCCAAAGAUGCAAAUGAUUUGAAUUGUGGUUUGGGUGAUAGAAGAGAUUUUCUGGAAGAAACCAAAGAUGGUAAAGAUUUGAAUUCGAAAAUGGAUGCAGAGUCAAUUGUCCAAUCACAUGAUCCUUUAACUAAGGUAGAUGCAGUUGAGGAGACUGUGCCAGAUGCGGUUGAGGAUAAAUCAGAGCAGGCUGUGAAGAGAAAGGAGGAUCAUUCACUCAAUGCAAAAAUUAAAGAGGAGAAAGACCUGACAUUGAGUGCCGCCACUGCCGGGUGGCAGGCAGUAAGGAAUGGAGGCAAUCCUAGUGCUGGUUAUGAGGGAGAGGUGGUUAAUCCUAGUUUGAAUUGUGAGGAGAAGGCAGAUUUUUUGCUGGAUUCAGAUGGGUCACUGCCUUUCUACAUACUUGAUGCCCACGAGGAAUUUUAUGGUGCUAAUAUGGGCAACCUCUAUCUAUUUGGGAAGGUUAAAGCAGGAAGUGCAUAUCAUAGCUGCUGUGUGGUGGUAAAGAACAUGGAGAGAUGUGUCUAUGCAAUCCCAAAUGAUUCGGUGUUUGGCAAUGAUGAAAUCAUGAGGCUUGAGAAAGAUGUCGAAGCCUCUCGGGUUUCUCCUGCAGCUUUGAGGACAAAAUUGCAAGACGUGGCAUCAGGAUUAAAGAAUGAAAUAGCAAAACAGUUGUUAAAUCUCAAUGUUUCAACUUUUAGCAUGACGCCAGUUAAGAGGAGUUAUGCAUUUGAGCGAGCUGAUAUACCUGUCGGGGAGAAUUAUGUCCUAAAGAUUAAUUACCCAUUUAAGGACCCACCACUUCCAGCAGAUCUCAAAGGAGAGGCAUUUUGUGCUCUGCUUGGAACUCAUUGCAGUGCUUUAGAGCUUUUUCUCAUCAAAAGGAAGAUUAUGGGACCUUCCUGGCUCUCAAUUUCAAAAUUUUCCAGUUGUCCGGCUCCUGAACGGGUGAGCUGGUGCAAAUUUGAGGUUACUGUUGAUUGUCCAAAGGACAUACGGAUUUUAAAGAACAUAGCAGAGAUUCCACCAGUGGUUGUAACAGCUAUCAAUUUGAAAACUAUCAUCAAUGAAAAACAGAAUGUAAAUGAAAUUGUGUCUGCAUCUGUCAUCUGCUGUCAUAAGGUCAAGAUUGAUUCCCCCAUGUUACCCUCAGAAUGGAAGAGGCCUGGUGUGCUCAGCCAUUUUACUGUUGUACGCAAACUUGAUGGAGGCAUAUUCCCAAUGGGGUUCACUAAAGAGGCUUCAGAUAGAAACUCUAAGGCUGGAGCAAAUGUUCUAUGCUCUGAAAUCAGUGAAAGAGCUCUUUUAAACCGUCUGAUGAUUGAGCUGUACAAAUUGGAUAGCGAUGUUCUUGUUGGUCAUAAUAUUUCUGGGUUUGAUCUGGAUGUUCUUCUCCACAGAGCUGAGGCUUGCAAAGUUCCCAUGUGGUCCAAGAUAGGUCGUCUCAAGCGUCGGGUGAUGCCUAAGCUUACCAGAGGAAGCACCAUUUUUGGUUCCGGAGCAAGCCCAGGGAUCAUGUCUUGCAUUGCUGGUCGGCUCUUAUGUGAUACUUAUCUGUGUUCCCGUGACCUAUUAAAAGAAGUCAGUUAUUCUUUGACACAACUUGCAAAGACUCAGCUGAACAAAGAUCGGAAGGAGAUUGCUCCACAAGAUGUUUCUAGAAUGUUUCAAACAUCGGAAUCCCUUGUGCAACUUAUUGAAUAUGGUGAAACAGAUGCAUGGUUAUCCAUGGAACUUAUGUUUCAUUUGAGUGUUCUUCCUCUUACACGUUUUCUGACUAAUAUCAGUGGUAAUCUCUGGGGAAAGACUCUCCAAGGUGCUAGGGCACAGAGAGUAGAAUAUCUUCUAUUGCAUGAGUUCCAUGCAAAGAAGUAUAUUGUCCCAGAUAAGAUUUCUUCUCAUUUGAGGGAAACAAAAUGGACAAAACGAAAAAUGAAUCAAGGUGGUGCUGAGGACAGAAAUAUUGAUGAACUGGAUGUUGAUGAUGCACAUGUUGAGAAUGAUGCUCAUCAUAACAAUCAAGGAAAAGGAAAAAAAGGUCCAGCCUACUCCGGUGGAUUGGUUUUGGAACCAAAGAGAGGCUUGUAUGACAAGUAUAUAUUACUUUUGGACUUCAAUAGCCUUUACCCUUCAAUCAUUCAGGAAUACAAUAUCUGCUUCACAACAGUUGAAAGAUCUCCAGAUGGAUCGGUUCCUCGUUUACCAUCUAGUAAAACGACUGGGGUUUUACCUGAGUUGUUGAAAAAAUUAGUUCAGAGGAGGAGAAACGUAAAGUCUAGGUUAAAGACAGCAUCUGGUCUCAAUCUCCAGCAGCUUGACAUUCAGCAGCAGGCACUGAAACUCACUGCAAAUAGUAUGUAUGGAUGCCUGGGGUUUUCCAAUUCAAGAUUUUAUGCAAAGCCACUGGCAGAGCUUAUAACACUACAAGGAAGGGAGAUUUUGCAGAGUACUGUUGAUCUCGUUCAGAAUAAUCUAAACUUGGAGGUGAUAUAUGGUGAUACUGAUUCAAUUAUGAUUUAUACUGGGCUGGAUGAUAUUACAAAAGCCAAAGCAAUUGCAGGGAAAGUCAUUCAAGAGGUCAACAAAAAAUAUAGGUGUUUAGAAAUUGCUCUCGAUGGCUUGUACAAGAGAAUGCUGCUUCUCAAGAAAAAGAAAUAUGCAGCUGUCAAAUUACAGUUCAAAGAUGGUACACCAUAUGAGGUUAUUGAACGAAAGGGUCUUGAUAUGGUUCGUCGUGACUGGAGUUUACUAUCAAAGGAAUUGGGAGAUUUCAGCUUAAGUCAAAUCUUGUCUGGAGGGUCGUGUGAGGAUGUUGUUGAAUCAAUACACAACUCUCUCAUGAAGGUACAAGAGGACAUGAGGAAUGGAGAAGUAGCACUAGAGAAAUAUAUUAUCACUAAGUCAUUGACUAAAACCCCUGAAGCGUACCCAGACAAGAACCAACCACAUGUUCAAGUGGCACUACGAUUGAAGCAAAGUGGCUACUCAACUGGUUGCUCAGCUGGUGAUACAGUCCCUUAUAUUAUUUGCUGUGAGCAGGGGACUAGUUCAGGUAGUUCAACAGGGAUAGCACAGCGUGCUAGACAUCCUGAUGAAUUGAAAAGAGACAAUGGAAAAUGGAUGAUUGACAUUGAUUACUACUUGGCACAGCAGAUUCAUCCUGUGGUCUCUCGUCUAUGUGCUUCAAUUCAGGGUACAAGCCCAGCACGUUUGGCCGAUUGUUUAGGGCUUGACUCAUCCAAGUUCCAAAGUAAACCAAGUGAGGCCAUCAACAAUGAUUUUUCCAUCUCACUCUUGUCUGCAGAUGAGGAGAGAUAUAGAGGUUGUGAGCAUCUAAUCUUGUCUUGUCCAAGCUGCUUUGGUACUUUUGACUGCCCAACUUUGUUCAAUUCUGUGCAUACAUCAAUCACUGAAAAAUCAACACAAGUGCAAGUAGAGGAAUCCAACAAUUUCUGGCAAAGGUUACGUUGCCCUAAAUGCCCAGAGGAAGGUGAUGUGGGUAGAAUGUCUCCUGCAUUGAUAGCCAACCAGGUUAAGAGGCAAGCUGAUGGGUUCAUCUCAAUGUACUAUAAGGGUUCAAUGAUGUGUGAUGAUGAAACCUGCAAGCACACCACAGAUAGUCUCAACCUGCGGGUGAUUGGGGAUUCCGAGAGAGGAACGGUUUGUCCUAACUACCCUCGCUGUAAUGGCCGGCUUGUAAGAAAGUACACGGAAGCAGAUCUUUACAAGCAGCUUUCUUAUUUCUGCCACGUAUUGGAUACUGUUCGAUGCAUUGAGAAGAUGGAGGUGAGCACCAGGAUCCCAAUUGAGAAGGAGUUGGCAAGAAUUCGGCCGUUAGUUAACUUGGCAGCAUCAACAACUCAAAAGAUUAGGGACCGGUGCGCCUACGGAUGGGUGCAACUGGAUGACCUUACUGUGACAGUUUAAAUGGCUGAAAGCUCCCAGUAUGUUCAAAGCCGAUAUAGAGUCACAGACAUUACUUUUACCUUAAUUCUAUGUAAAUGGUGGAUAUACUUGUAUUAUCAACAGUGGGCAAUUUUUCUGGGUAAAAUAAAGAGUUAAAUUUCAUUUACUUGAUUCA